GGAAGUUUUUCCUUCCUUGUCACUGGAAGAUCUCACACUUCACCUCUUCUACCGAGUGAUAAACAUGACCGAAAUACAAAAGUAAGAUGCUGAGUCCAAAGAGUCAAAAGAACGUCAGUGAAGAGGACAGCUCUGGAUCUGAUGCAGGGUCAGAGGUCGGCCCUGAACCUGAGACUGACCGCUUUGGCUUCAUUCUGACUAAUGGAUCCACAGCGGGGACUGUGGGCCCACCCCCUGAGUUGGUCCGGCAGAGGGAGACCAAGUGGAUAAAUAUCAUCAGCCAAUGGGAUCGCAUCUUGUUGAAGAAGACCAGUAAGGUCAAAGUGCAGUGUCAGAAAGGCAUCCCAGCCUCACUCAGAGCUAAGUGCUGGCCUCUGUUGUGUGGAGCCACUGACAAGAUGAAACAAACCGAAAACCUCUACCAGACCCUGGACUCGCAGCCGGCUCUGCAGAGCUGGGUGGAUGUGAUCGAGAGAGACCUGGACCGACAGUUCCCUUUCCAUGAAAUGUUCCUCUCCAAGGAUGGACACGGGCAGCGUGGUUUGUUCCGGGUGUUGAAAGCCUACACUCAGCACAAACCAGAAGAGGGUUACUGCCAGGCUCAGGGGCCUGUGGCUGCGGUGCUGCUGAUGAACAUGCCUGCUGAGGAGGCCUUCUGGUGUCUGGUGCAGAUCAGUGAUCAGUACCUGCCUGGAUAUUACAGCCCUCUGCUGGAGGGAGUCCUGUUUGAUGCGGCCAUGCUGACCUGGGUGUUGAAGAGGACGUGUCCAGCUGCUCACAAACACCUGCAGUACCACGGGGUGGAGCCCCUCAUGUUCGCCACGGACUGGCUGAUGUGUCUCUUUACACGUCACCUGCCCUUCAACACACUGCUCCGAGUCUGGGACCUUUUCUUCUGCCAUGGGGUGCGGGUGCUGCUCCAGGUGGCGGUGGUCCUGGUGCGGCGGGUGCUGGGCCGGGCCGAGCAGAGGAAGCAGUGCCCGGGUCAGAUGGAGACCCUGGAGAGGCUGAGGGGCGUCAGGGAGGAGGUCCAGGAGGAAGAUGAUCCUUUCAUUGCAGAGGUGUGCUCGGUGCAGCUCUCAGCAAGAGAUCUGGAGAAGCAGACGGAGAAGGAGUUGAAAAAGUGGAGGACUGACAGACCCUCAUCCACUUUUGACCCCAGAGGUCGCUGCCAGGGAUACAGGAUGGCGUGGGCGAGUGGGCGACUGAACGAGGAAGAGCGGGACAUGAAAGAGAGAGCGAAAGGAAACCUGUCCGUCCCUCUUGCUCGCUCUGCCUCCACUCUCUCGCUCUCUCCCGCCCUCCUUAGCAAGAGGUGGGGUAGAGGGGCAAAGACGAACACACGUGAAUGGGAAAGUGGGGGCAAAGUUGUGAGGCAUCUCUCAAUGGGAGCAAAGGAGGACUGCAGGAGCUGGGCUGAGCUCAAAUUCAAAAAGGUGCAGGGCGUACAGGAAGAGGAGGACACGGUGUUCGAGGAACCAAACAAACUGACAGGAAGUACUGAACAGAAAAAACUCCCAGAAGAGCCUGAAAAGAUAGAAAUCAGAAACAUGCCAACAGAGCAUGUAGAAGAAACAGUCAUAAAAGAACAAGUGGAAAUCGCUGAAAAGGAGGAAACAGAAAUCAAAGAGACAGAGGAGAGCGAAAUGUUUUCUGAACAGAUGGAAGAAACAACAGUGGAAACAGAUCAAACCAAAGAUCAGACUGUUGAAGAUAUUCUUCAUCCAGCUGAACAGAAACAGGGAGAGGAGCUGGACUCUGACAGCCACUCACAAGUCCUGGAGCAGCAGAGUCAUGAAAGCAAGCAGCUGGAAAUUGAGGUGAAGGAAACAAAUGACGAGACAGAAAAACCAGUGGAAGAAAUCGAACAUACAGAGGAAAAUCUGACUGAGAUACAGAAAGAUGCUGAUGAAGAUACAAUCACAGAGGAAGAGACGCAAGGAAGUCUGUACCCAGGCGAGGAACAGAUGAUUCAGGCUGACGUGAAACCACAGGAGAGCACAGAAUCUGAGCGCCAGAUGCAGGAGGACACAGAGAUAAAGAGUGAAGAUGAAGCUUCAACAGUAGAGACAGUGACACAACAACAAGAAGUGAUCACAGAGACAGACAUCAGCUCACAGGGAGAUGCACGUGAAGGGAAAUACCACAACACCGAGUCAUUAGCAGAGACACACAAUCAAGAAGAGUCCCACACCCAAACAGAGACACACACUGAAGAACAGGCGCAGAGUCAAGAGGGAAAUGCAGCCACACAGGGAUUAGAGGCUGAAAAGGUACAAAACGAUUCAGUACAACACAUAGAUUCAAAGACUGAAGAAGAAACAGUAAUAUCAUGUUCCCCUGACUGCAUGCAACCAACAGAAGGCACUGACGUGUUAGCUGAAACAGACACUGAGGAAGAAAUAGCAGGUGCAAACGAAAUAGUGAUGGAGUCAAGUGAAGGAUUGGAGAAAGAGUGUGAUGCAGAAUGUACACAGGAGGAAGAGGAAAGCUGUUUGAUGGCAAACUCAGAGGCGCAGGUUGACAAUGAUCUGACACAAGCAGGAGAAACACAAACAGAGACUACUGACUCUAAAGAACCUUUUGAGGCUGAGACUCUCCCCGUUGAGCCUGAUUGGAAGUUGAGUCCAGAAGAAACGAGUCCCUCAGAGGAACCUGCACCUGAACAGCCAGAGAUCCAGGUCGCUAUGGGUCCCGUGGAGGAGGAAGGAAGUCCAGAAGAAACUAGUCCAGAAGAGGAACCUGAACAGCCAGAGAUCCAGGUCGCUAUGGGCGCCGUGGAGGAGGAAGGAAGUCCAGAAGAAACUAGUCCCUCAGAGGAACCUGAACAGCCAGAGAUCCAGGUCGCUAUAGGCGCCGUGGAGCAGGAAGGAAGUCCAGAAUCUGUCCAUGAAAACACUGUAGGAGAGGACGACGUCUUCCUUUCGACUAAACCUAUAGACCGUUCUAAUAUCAAGAGCAUCUCACAAGUCCGCGAUUGUCACCCCGUGAAAGAGCAGACUGAGCCGGGUAAUAGUGGCGGGACAGAAGCCUCGGGGAAUCGCAGCAGCAAUACUUCUGGGGAUUUGUGCGUCCGCAAGGCGUCGAGUUCUCGAGGUCCCAGGUUAGCCCGAAGGCUCUCUGAAGACCUCUUCAUCAUGCCAGAGAAAACAAGCCAAUCAAAGCUUACUCCUCGUAAACCAGAAGCAAAAGACAGUGCUGCAAACACAACCCAAAAUACUCUGUCUGCAGCGACUGAGAGGGCAGUGGUACAGCCGCUGCCCGACCCCCCUAAACGCUUUGGUCUCUUCCGCAGACUGAGAGGAGAGCAGCCAAAAAAGGCACCCAAACUGCAAGUCCCCAAAAUCUUGAUCCAGGACUUCAGUGACGGAGCAGGGCUGGAGACACCUGUAGAGGAAGAAGAGGAGGGUCAACUGAGCUCCAGGGAGAGGAGGAGGAGGCGGAGGGAGCAAGAGAGAAGGGAGAAAGACGAGGAGAGAACAGACAUUGGAUGA
This is a messenger RNA of Notothenia coriiceps (black rockcod), 3494 nucleotides long. RefSeq names its product TBC1 domain family, member 10C (gene tbc1d10c). Gene Ontology annotation, molecular function: small GTPase binding; GTPase activator activity. Gene Ontology annotation, biological process: regulation of GTPase activity. Bases 87 to 3494 code for a protein of 1135 amino acids. The record is from RefSeq and is a predicted model, not a curated record. Lineage: Eukaryota; Metazoa; Chordata; Actinopteri; Perciformes; Nototheniidae. The transcript has 11 exons.